AUGGACUUUACAGAACUGUACAGACAAACGACAUCGCUGGUUGCAUUUAGUCCUGGUGCUCACUUUAUACUAACAGCCGUUCAAGAUAGAAUCAUCGUACGACGAACUGAUACUUUCCAAAUUACGAGAACAUGGCUAGUCGACAGUUCCCCUUCUCCGACGCAAUCUGCUCUCAUAUCUCUCAACUCCAAGCAAAAAUUCCAUACAUCUAAUUCUUCAAAUAUCAAUCCAGAUUCUUGGAUAACACAUGUCGGAUGGUCCUGCGAUUCCGAGUAUAUUUUGGCAGGGUGUGCUAAACGCGGCGUCGUCCAUCUCUUGAAACUACGCGACGAGGAAUGGUCUGGACGAAUUGAUUCUGGUACUGAAGGUAAAUAG
Messenger RNA from Psilocybe cubensis, 375 nucleotides. RefSeq lists its product as uncharacterized. Gene Ontology annotation, biological process: protein localization to mitotic spindle pole body; mitotic sister chromatid segregation; microtubule anchoring at mitotic spindle pole body. The record is from RefSeq and is a predicted model, not a curated record. Lineage: Eukaryota; Fungi; Basidiomycota; Agaricomycetes; Agaricales; Agrocybaceae. The coding region runs from base 1 to 375 and encodes 124 amino acids. The transcript has a single exon. Gene Ontology annotation, cellular component: MWP complex; mitotic spindle; microtubule organizing center.